AUGGAGUGCGGACCAAGGAUAGAGGAUGGUUCAAUUCGUGUCGAUGACACCGAAUUAAACAAGGUGAACUGUUUCAAGUACUUUGGAUCCAAAGUGACUCCCACAGGCGACAUUGAUCAAGAAGGUCGAGCACGUGUUAAUGCGGCAUGGAUGAAAUGGAAAAUGGCAACAGGGGUACUGUGCGACAAGAAAGUCCCUGUUCGACUGAAGUCGAAGAUCUACAGGACGGUUGUGCGUCCUGUUGCUCUUUACGUAUGCGAGUGCUGGCCGACGACGAAAGCCUUGGAAAGAGUGUUGCACGCUAAGAAGAUGCGGAUGUUAAGGUGGACGAUAGGUGUAACGCUAAAAGAGAAACAUCCAACGACACUGUGCGCUCCAUCUUCGGCGUCGUCCCGAUAA
Necator americanus (New World hookworm) is the source of this 399-nucleotide messenger RNA. RefSeq lists its product as uncharacterized. NCBI's taxonomy places the organism in Eukaryota, Metazoa, Nematoda, Chromadorea, Rhabditida, Ancylostomatidae. Bases 1 to 399 code for a protein of 132 amino acids. The record is from RefSeq and is a predicted model, not a curated record. The transcript has a single exon.